CUUCAGUAUGGUUAUUUCAGUUCAUCCAAAAUCGAGUCAGUCUGCGCUGAGGGCGGUCAACGUGACAUCCUACCAGGCAGAUGUACGGAUGUGUGUAUCUAAGGCCUCAUAUCGCUGAAGUCUGAUCUAUUUCUUUUCUCAUGGAGAAUCCCUGACCAGCGAUCGAGGACUUUCUAAGCAUGUUUUUACUGCCCAUAAUGGUCUUAUUCACUGUAGAAUAUGACUGGCGGAGUAUGAGUGAGGACUGUGCGACCUACCUGCCUUGAGUUGCCGACUUCCGUUGUACUAACUCCCUACGCAUUUGUUGAAAGAGUCCUCAAUUUCCCCAUAAAAUUUCUCCUAAUAACUGUCAUUCAGUGAUGGCUGACCUCCAGAACGUCCGAGAGCCUCGAAACCGCGAAAUGAAGAUACUGAUUCUUGGACUAGCCCGCACCGGCACGUCAUCUCUCACCGCCGCCCUCCAACAACUAGGAUACAGUCCCUAUGACUGGCCCGACCGAUGUAUGCUCGGUCACCUCCCUCGGUGGACCGAAGGCCUCCAAGCGAAAUACCUAAACCGUGGCCGACCACUUGAAGCCGACGAGAUGGACCAACUCACCAGUGACUUUGACGCAAUCAUCGAUACCCCCUGCUGCCUCCUUGUUGACGAGCUAAUCGUCACCUACCCCACCGCAAAGAUCAUUUUAAACUACCGCGACCCGCACAGAUGGCUCAAAUCAAUGCAAGACACCGUAUUCGCCGUUGCGAGAUGGCCAUCCUGGAGAAUCCUGGCAUACACGGAUCCACGCUACGCAGGAGCAAUCGUGCAGCAUCACAUUACUCUGUGGGAUGAGAUCUGGGGAGGAGAUGAAGGAGAGAGAUGUCGAGAGAUGUUCGUCGAGCACUACAAUUAUGUACGGAAGGUUGUGCCGCCGAGGCAACUGCUGGAGUAUCAAGUGCAGGAUGGAUGGGGACCCCUGUGUCGGUUUCUAGAGGUGGAGGAGCCCAAGGAACCAUUUCCGGUUGUUCAUACGGGGACACAGUUUAUGAGGACUGCGGUGAGGGGGUGGUGGGAUUGCGUUGGGAGGAGUAUUAGGAAUGCGGGAGCAGUAGCGGCCUGCGCAUGGAUUUUGGCAUAUGGGUUGUUCUGGAACUUGAGUCACGAGUCGAGUUGCCGAGUCGAUUGACUCUUUAGUCUUUUCCUCCAUCUUCGAUUCUCCUAC
Messenger RNA from Aspergillus caelatus, 1202 nucleotides. RefSeq names its product sulfotransferase family protein. Lineage: Eukaryota; Fungi; Ascomycota; Eurotiomycetes; Eurotiales; Aspergillaceae. The transcript has 4 exons. The coding region runs from base 360 to 1166 and encodes 268 amino acids. The record is from RefSeq and is a predicted model, not a curated record.